AUGGUUGAAAUACCUUUCCAAUAUCUUGUUUUAGAUAAUACAUUUGAAUCUAUUAUUAAUUGUUCUGGAGACUUGGAAUUGAAAGAUAAAUUAUCAUUACAAAUGAUUAUGUUAAUUAUUUCAAGAGAUCCUUUUAUUAGUUCAGGUAAUGUUAGAAAACUUUUACCUAAAGUAUCUAAGACUCCUAAAGAAUGUCAAGAAACAAAGAUGAAUUUUUUCAAAGAAAUGAUGAUUGAUUUUGAUACUAAUGAUGAUAAUGAUGAUGAUUCGUCAAACUCAAAUCCGAUUGCAGGUUAUUCUUCUCAGAUGAGAAGCUCAUCUGCUUUAUCUAAUACUGUUUCAUUGGUUAAUGAUGAUUUCAAAAUCUUUCAUUGUCCAUGUGUAUUACCAUAUGUGAAAAUUUUAUCAGGUUUAAAAAAUGGUGAUGAAUAUAAUCCAUCUGUUGUGUUAUUAUGCAAAAAAUCAAAACUUGAAGAAUUGGAUAUUAUGAAAUAUUCCAAUAAAGAUGAAUCAAAUAAUGAUUUUGUUAUUUUGAAAAUUUAUGAUAUUGGAUGGUCACAACUUCAUUUUGAUUCAAAAUUUGAAAGGAGGUAUAAUUAUGAAGAAUUAAGUUUCAAGGAAUACUAUAAGGAACAUAUUUAUAAAGGUUUAUUCUUGAAUGAAUUGAAGAUCAUGAAACGUAUUCAAAAUUAUAAUGAUAAGGAUGAAAAUAAAGAAAAGAAAAUUAACGUACCAACUCUGUUAAAUUAUGGAAUGAUUACAAGUUAUGGAUAUAAUGGUCCUUUUAUCAUAGAGAGCUAUGUUGAUUGUAUCAAAAAUAAACCAUCAAAGGAGAAACAUUUCAAAUUAGGUAUUGAACAAUACAAUAGAUUAUUAGGAAUUGGUAUCAAUCAUAAUGAUAUUGCAAGAAGAAAUGUUGGGUUUGAUGAAGAUGAACAAAAAUUUUGGGUUAUUGAUUUUGAUCAUGGUAAAAUGUUACAUGAAGGGAAGAAGUAUACUUAUCCUAUGGAUUAUGAAACGUUGAAGAGGGAACUCAAAUACUGA
Molecule: messenger RNA, 1044 nt
Organism: Hansenula ciferrii
Lineage: Eukaryota; Fungi; Ascomycota; Saccharomycetes; Phaffomycetales; Wickerhamomycetaceae
Exons: 1
Coding region: 1-1044 (347 amino acids)
Source: RefSeq, a predicted model, not a curated record